GUGCCCACACCCAAGUGUCAGGAGAAAUGCGUGGCCGGCUAUAACGGCACCUACGAGUCGGACAAACACUUUGGUAGCAAAGCAUACAGUGUCCGAUCGGUGCAGGAGAUCCAACAGGACAUCCAAAAACACGGACCAGUUGUGGCCGGAUUUAGCGUUUAUACCGACUUUCUGACCUACAAGUCCGGUGUCUACCAUCACGUGACCGGUAAGAUGGAAGGCGGACACGCCGUGAAGAUCCUGGGCUGGGGUGUGGAGUCGGGUGUGGACUACUGGCUGGUGGCCAACUCAUGGAACGCCGACUGGGGAGACAAGGGUUACUUCAAGAUCCGUCGGGGACAUAAUGAGGGCGGUAUUGAGGGCCGCAUAUCGGCCGGUUUACCCAAGUUGUGGAUAUAUCCUCUAUUUUUGAAGGGUAUGCGAAAAGAUCGUUUAGAAUUUGCAGACAUGUAUCGGUGCUCACAAUACGACGCCUCCAAGUAUUUGGUUCAAUGUUUGGAAAAAAAUUGGGAAGUUGAACUAAAGAAAAAAUCACCAAAAUUAUAUGUGGCAUUAUUCAAAACGUUUACCAGACAUCAUAUUUUACCAUUCAUAUUGCUUUUAUUAAUUGAGUGUGUAGUUCGUAUGGCACAGCCUAUACUACUCGGUUAUGUUAUUGAUUAUUUUGCUGGUCAAGACCUAAUAACAUAUGACCAUGCUUGUAUGGCUUCUGGUGGUGUGUGUCUGUGCACUAUACUAUACAUUAUGUUUUUUCAUACCACCUUGACACGUUUUAUGCAACUGGGAAUGCGGGCCCGUAACGCAUGCUGUACAUUAAUGUAUAAAAAGUCACUAAAACUGAACCGGCUAUCUAUGGGCAAGACUACUGUGGGUCAGAUGAUAAACUUAAUGUCUAACGACGCAAAUCGAUUUGAUGAGUUUGCACUAUUCGCCAGUUAUUUUAUAAUAUCGCCCAUUCAGACAGCCAUCACAAUAUAUAUAAUGUACACAUAUAUGGGAUGGGCGAGUUUGGUGCCAGUUGUUUUAAUAAUUGUACUUAUUGUGUUUCAAUUGUUCAUGGGCAAAAUGUUUUCAAAAGUUAGAUUAAUGAUCGCUAAGCUCACUGACAAUCGGCUCCGGCAUAUGGUUGAGAUCAUAUCCGGUAUGCGAGUCAUUAAAAUGUAUUCCUGGGAACAGCCCUUCGCAGAUCUCGUGGCUGAGGCACGAAAACAAGAAGUGUCGUGUAUACAGAAGUCUUGUUUUCUAAAAGCAAUCAAUAUGUCGUUGUAUAGUAUGGCAUCCAAAUUGAUCUUAUUUACAAGUUUUAUCACCUUGGUACUUACUGGUGAUGUACUGACCGCUAAGGCUGUAUUUGUGUCAAUGAUGCUAUUUAAUUAUGUAAGGGUCAAUAUGACCUGGUUCUUCCCACUGGCAAUUACUUUUGGGGCCGAGUUAUUGGUAUCUUGUAAUAGAAUACAAGUAAAAUUUAUCAUGAAAUUUUUGCAAUUAGAAGAAAUACAAAUAAAAUCCACUCAAAACUCAAACAAUUUAUUUAAAAGUGGAACAAAUGACAAACAAUUGCCCGAAGUGUCCAUUAAUAAUAUAACAGCCAAAUGGAGUGAUGAGAGCCCGUAUCCAACGCUUCAGAAUAUUUCUGCUCAUUUAAGACCCGGUGACUUAUUAGCUGUGAUCGGACCCGUGGGGGCGGGAAAGAGCUCAUUAUUGAUGACAAUCCUUAACGAACUGCCGCUUCUGUCGGGGAGUAUAGAAACUGUGGGAUCGAUAAGCUAUGCCUCUCAGGAGCCCUGGAAUUUCAAUAAUAGUGUUCAAAAUAAUAUACUUUUUGGAGCCGAAUAUAACGAAUCCCGAUAUAAACGAGUGGUAGAGGUGUGCGCUUUGGAGCGAGACUUUGAGAUAUUCCCGUUCGGAGACAAGACAUUAGUCGGUGAGAGAGGGGUAUCGCUAUCGGGGGGACAGAAGGCUCGCAUCACGUUAGCCAGAGCUCUGUACCGGAACUCAGACAUCGUAUUAAUGGACGACCCGUUGAGUGCUGUCGACACUAGUGUUGCCGAACAUAUAUUUGAUAAAUGUAUAGUCGACUACUUGUGCGACAAAAUCCGUAUUCUAGUCACACAUCAAAUCCAAUUCAUACGAAAAGCGACACAAAUAUUGGUUUUGAACGACGAGGGAAAGUGUCUGGGAUUGGGAUCCUAUGAUGAGCUCCAGUCCCGGGGCUUAGACUUCAUGUCUAUUCUCAGCGAUCGGGAGAGAGAAGCGGCCGACAAGAGGGCAAAGGCAGAGGACAGGGACCUAAAGCGAACAUUUUCCCAAUCAAGUUUUGAUAUUAAAACAUCCAGGACAACUUCUUUGGCUGAAAGUUUGAUGAUAAAUGAUGAAGAGAUAGAAAACAACCCACAAAUUGCUGACGAGGGCCGGGAAACGGGUUCAAUAUCAGGAAAAGUAUAUUGGACAUUUAUUAAGGCAGGCGCCGGUCCGUUACUAUUUUCCACCACGCUUUUGUUUACAAUCGUUGCUCAAGCUAUUUAUCACUGGUCGGAUUAUUUUCUAACGGAGUGGACUGACAAAAAUCAAAACACAGAUAACAUUAACAUUUCUGAUCAGAACAGAGAUAGGUGUUGUGAAUAUUCUACCGUCUAUUACGGGCCCCGAUAUCUGUGUUUGACAUCAACCCAGUUGGUUUGUUAUUUAAAUAUAUUAAGUCGGAUAUUAAAUCGAUUUACAAAAGAUCUUGGAAUAAUCGAUGAGCAGCUGCCAAGCACAUCUUUUGAUUUAAAUUUGAGCAUGACACAAGGUGUCGGCGGAAUAAUCAUGAUCACAAUCGUCAACCCAUACUUAAUCAUACCAGCAUUUAUCUUAAUUGUAGUGCUUAUAGCAGCUAGAUCUAUUUACAUUAAAUCAGCUAGAGACAUUAAACGGGCCGAUGCCCGGAGUCCAGUGUUUUCACACGUGAGCACUACAUUCAAUGGGUUGGCCAGUGUUAGGGCCUUUAAAGCACAGAAGUUGUUUGAGAGACAAUUUUACGUAUACCAAGAUGAUCACUCGGCCACCUUUAUGCUCGCAACUACUGCCAGUCGCGCAUUUGGCCUAAUCACAGACGGAUUGUGUUUUAUGUAUACAGUAAUAAUAUUUGCGGUGUUUAUGGUAUUUCCCGGUCAGUUGGGUGCGGGAGAGGCGGGACUCGCUUUAUCAUCAGCUCUAAUGUUGACGGGAAUGACUCAAUGGGGAGCCCGACAGUCGGCUGAGAUGGAGAGUCAGAUGACUUCAGUCGAGCGCAUCAUUGAGUACUCAAGACUACCACAAGAGGCGGCCCUCACAGCACAGGAUAGCCAUAAACCCCCUCCAAAUUGGCCACAGAAGGGAGAGAUAGAGCUCAAGGAUAUGAGUUUGUGUUACGAGGGAUCAGACAAACCGGUGCUCAAGAACUUGAAUUGUGUUAUAAAGAGUAAAGAGAAAGUAGGGAUCUGUGGGCGGACGGGCGCCGGCAAGUCGUCCAUCAUAUCAGCGCUGUUUCGUAUGGUUGAGCCAAAGGGGGAGAUAGUUAUGGACGGCAUUAACACGGGAUCAAUAGGUUUGCAUGACUUGCGUCGUGUGCUGUCAAUCAUACCUCAGGAUCCGGUGGUCUUCACGGGAAGUGUGAGAAGAAAUUUGGAUCCUUUCGGCGAAUACAGCGACCAAAGGAUAUGGAGUGCCUUAGAAGAGGUGCAGCUGAAGGGGGCGGUGGGGGACCUCCCGGGC
Molecule: messenger RNA, 3735 nt
Organism: Medioppia subpectinata
Lineage: Eukaryota; Metazoa; Arthropoda; Arachnida; Sarcoptiformes; Oppiidae
Source: the annotation of a GenBank genome assembly